GUUAAAAUGGAAUCUGAAGGCAAAAUCACAAUUGCAUACUGGAAAAUUAGGGGAUUGAUUAGACACAUUCAAUAUGUACUUGAGUACUGUGGAGCUGAAUACGACACUAAGUACUAUGAGGCUGGAGGCCCACCAGACUUCUGCAAGAAAUGCUGGUUCGAUGAGAAAUUCAACCUUGGGUUAGAUUUCCCGAAUCUUCCAUAUCUUCUCGACGGAGACUUCAAAAUGACUGAGACAGUGCCAAUCAUGUUCUACAUCGCUGAGAAAUACAAACCUGAGCUCAUUGGAGAGACAGUCAAAGACAAGGGAACCAUCAAAAUGCUGAUGAACAUCAUACAUGCUGCUAAAGGUCCAGUUACCUCACUUUGCUAUUCUCAGGAAGAUAGAUCAGUUGUGAUGGAAGCCGCUGAAAAAUCUUUUGAGCCAAUCUCCAAGUUUUUGGGAGACAAAGAUUUCUUCGUGGGUGAUAAGCCAACACUCCCAGAUCUGCACAUCACCGAGCUAAUCCACUUGGUACUUGCAGUUGACACUGAGAAAACAUUUGCAGAGAAGUUCCCUAACAUUAUUGCACUCCAAAAGAGAGUUGAUGAGCUUCCAGAAAUCAAGGCAUUUUUGGAAAGCGAUAGAUGCCCAGACAUUCCAUUCAACAACACGAUAGCUAAGCUGAACCCAUAAACCAUAAGUCAUCUAUAAGAAUCGUUCCAAAA
Messenger RNA from Moneuplotes crassus, 707 nucleotides. The record is from the annotation of a GenBank genome assembly. NCBI's taxonomy places the organism in Eukaryota, Ciliophora, Spirotrichea, Euplotida, Euplotidae.